UUUUCAUAACUGGACACUCCAAUUCAUCGUUAAACCGUGCAUGCGUGCCAAUGAAUAUUCUUUGAGAAAUGGUGAAACAAAUUUUUAAACAGCUGCUGCAAUGAAACACGCACUUCUCGUACGUUCUCUACGUCGCUACAGCUAGAGCUAUAGUGACGUCCAUAAAAAUAGAGAAACGCUCAAACUACUAUUUACUAAGUAUAAUUGCAACCCCAUUCACUGAUCAAUGCCCUUUUAUAACGGCAUUCCUAUACUUCCAAUAUACAACGGCAACUGCUAAGCUUUGUCAAAUUUUAUUCUACUCACCGUAACACGUUGUUCCGCCAGUUACGAUCCCUUGCAUUUUUCCUUAACAGUUUCCUCUAGUCUAGGUUAAAGCUUACUUCACUGGUACACCUGGUGCAUUGCUAGAUACAUACUUUGAUGCAGUACUAGUCCCCGUUCUACUUUCAUUACUCUGCAGUUCCAACGAGAUACUAUUUCUAUCUUCAAUCCCUAUGUAUGAAGCUUCGACGUACGACGUGUCAAGUUCUCCCAGCACGACUUUAUGUUAGUGUUUACUUCAAUGUCGUACACUCGAAGAGAACUGUUCACCUAUUGCAUUUAAAAGUGACCUCCGAAACUUAAUAUUCUGCCCUUGCGCAAUUCAAUAAACGGAUGCUUGAUAAUGAAUGAAAUGAUUCUUUUUUUACCAUUUACUUGAGUUUUACGUGGAACACAAGGUAAACAAACAUCCUUACGACGCAACCCGCCAAACGACACUAAUCAACAAACUAUAGUACACUGUGAAUAGUCUAUAUUGCGUCACUGGCUUAAGGCUUAUGUUUGGCCAUAAUAAGAGCAACAUGGCUCUAUGGCGUCGUCUGCUGGUCGGACAUUAUAGGGGGAUGUAAUAUUCAGGAGUAUCUGCACAAAUGAGAGAAAACAAUGAUAAGUUAAUGGAAUAUUAAGGGAAACGGAUUGUGAACAUUAGGUAAUAAAGAUAUGAUAUAGCAAAUGUAAACAAGUCUAAAGCUCUAAGAAGAAUGGUGGAGCACUUGUUGAGAUUUAGAGGCGUCGUGAUCUGCGCAAAUGAAGGCGUAUUGGUCGUUUCUUGUUCCUGAGGUUUAGAGUGCCCUUUGCCUCCCUCCAUCAGACGCACGACGUCAUUCUGAUUCAAAAGGAAAGUUCGUUAAAGUCAAGCGUCCCACGCAGUGGAGUCCUACUGUAACAGGUGUACCUUUAACUCAGAGUAUGAGCGACUCCAGUGAAAAUCUUAAAUACAAAUGGACUCCCGAGAGUACUACUUUACUCGUAUCUGUAUGGACUGACAAACAGGUUCAGAAACAAUUGGAAUAUACUACUAAGCCACAGUUGAUAUGGGAGAGUGUGGCUCGUUAUAUGAGGAAGAAGGGAUAUAAUGUUUCCGGUAAACAAUGUCGUUCGCGAAUGAAGCAAGUUUUGGUGUGUUAUCGAGAAGCCAAGAGGGUUGGUACCAGAGCGGGUGUCGAGCAAUAUUAUGAAUCCAUUGACAAAGUUCUUAAGAAUAAGCGUCUUGAGAAUAUUAAUAUUAAUGGACUUGAUACUGUGGACUCAUCAUGCUCAGCCAACAUCAAGUCCCCACCAAAAGAUGCUAAGACAAAUAAGAAUAUCCAGAUGAAACACAAAUAUAGGGAUCCGCUUGAUGUACCACUGAGAACUGAAGCACUGUCUCCUUCGUGGGAGAUGCCACCAAAUGAUGAAGACUAUCCUGAUUCUCCAGAAUCAAACGAAACUGUCUUGGCACGACCAUACUGUGCCUUCUCUCCUAUACGAGAUGCUGCUACUAAUACAGCGCGUCGAGCUACUCCCAUGACUACAAAAUUUCGACAAAAUUCUAUGCCUCUUGAUGAAUCACCAAUUCGUGAGACAUACAGACAGAAUUCAUUGCCCAAUAAUCGAUUUAGUGAAGUGCCUUACCAGAACACUGUACAGAAUGUGCAGAAUCAAAUAAUACAAGAAAACAUGCAGCAGAACCAAGCACUCUUAAGUCAGAAUUUAUUGCAGGCAGAAAAUCACUUACUACGUCAAAAUCUAUUACAAAUAAAUCCUGCAUUUCAACAAAACCUAUUCCACACUGUCGAACAAGGUGUUUCAUUGGAUCAAGUUUCAAGACCAAGGAGUACAAUGGUCAGGAUGCACCAGAAUCCACAAAUAGAAAAUAUUUUACGAACACAAAACCAACUGCAGCAAAGCGCUCCAGUAGAUAAUCGUGCCAUGCCUCAGGAACCUCGUAAAGCAGCGUUUCGGCAAAACUUUAUGGAGAACUACAAACAAUAUCGAGAGACAAUACCAUCUCAACAUUAUGAUCCUAAUUUGAAUCUCGCCACACCUAUGUCGCCAAGCUAUUCACCUGAUUUAGCACCAAAUCUAAAUGAUGCAUUUUGCCAAACACCUAAGACCGAUAAAGCUUAUAUGUUGAAUGAAACUUUUGAACGACCAUCGAGACUUGACCGUGCCUUUUUAGAUUUGCCCAAUGCAGAUCUCACAACUUUAACAAACAAUGCAACAUUCAAUGAUGAUACAUUAUCUAUCGAGUUCUUGCAAGAGUCGCCGACGCCUUCUGAGAAUAAUAACAAUCUAGAGAAGAAGAAAGACUUCGCCAUGAAUACAGAUACUAUGCCAGAUGCUCCGUUUAGAAAGAAGAAGGCACAAAAAUUAGAACAACUUAUGAUCAGUGCUUUGAGUUCCCAGAGUGACGUUGUGAACAAGAUCCUGGCUGCGCAGAAUGACAUGGUUUCGCGGUUCCUAGACCUGGACAGAGAUCGUCAGAACAGAUUAGAGAACCGUUUAGAUCAUCUUCUAGAUGUGGUACAUGCUUCUGUGAUAAAUAAGAGUCCCGAAAGGGACGUUGCUGACAUUCCUCAGCUUCCGGCAGAUCCGAGGAUCACAAGCCUGGUUCCCCCACCGAAACCAGGCGUUGUACCGCCGAAAUUGGACCUGGUACCGCCAAAACCUUGUCGUGUGCCUUGCACCAUGGCUAAUACUCGGAUAGAAAUGGUGAACCAAAAAGGCUUUGUGACAAGGCCCGGUGUUAUAUCACCAGGACCAGUAGCAGCGCCUAGAAGUCCUAAUAGUCCUAAGAAACAGGGUACCAUAUGGUCUAAACUGGGACCAGUUUCCCAAUCUCCAUUUGUGAGGGCCCAACGUGAAUUAGGACUCAGAGUUAAUAUGAAUUUCGAUGCAGCUCGUACACAAUCCUCAGCCGAGAGACGUAUCGCCCAGCAGGUAUCAGUGGCAAUGGAUUCUAAGUCCCUUAUCCGUGAGACAGCUACCUUCCUCCAAAUGGAGAAGCAGCUAGAGGAAAGAAUCGAGGGUGCUCGUCUUCAGGAGAAGAUGAGCCAGGAAUUGACAGCUCGCAGAAGACUAUUUACGCAGCGUGAACCCACUACUGCUAUGAUCCUCACAGCAGCAUUCCUAGAGGCUGAGCGUGAAAAUUAUUUAAAUGAUAACUACUCAACACACAAUAACAAUCGUUACACUAGGUCUCAGGCUGAACGUGGUUAUCAGUACAAUGGCGGCAUAGCUCAACGUAGAUCUGAUGAGAAUCUUUUGGCCGGACAAGGUGAGAGUUAUGAACGUUUACGACAACUAAAUACACAAGAGCAACAAAUACUGGAAGAGCCAUCAGAUUCGUCGACUCCGGCAAGACCACGUCUACGGCCACCUUCUCCAGUUCCACCACCCAAAGUUCAUCCACUGCGCGAACGUGACAGUAGUGAUGAAGAGCCUAGACAAACCAUUCAACAGCUGGCACGAUUGGUUAUGAACAGUGCACGCUGGAGAAAUGCAGCCGGUACUCAGGAUAAUCGAUUUGGUAAUCGCCUAGCAGCAACUCGGGUACCUAGUGCUCCGUCAAACCUCAGAGGACCCAACCAGCAAUUUAACGCUCAGUCAGAAGGUGGCAAUCAGAUCCAUCCUGGUCAACCUACCGGAAAUAUACCACCUCCUCCGAAGCCACCAUUACGUGACAGAUAUUCGUAUCCUGCCGGCGAUACAAAAUUCUCGAAGAUGCUACCUGGAGAUGGUGGUAGGUUCUCCCUUUACGAGAAACCACCCGCAGCUAAUAAUCUAAAUGCAUUGCCCCCUAUGGGUUUCAUUUCGAGAAAUCCAGGAGAUCCCAUUUUCAAUAGCCUUAAUUCUGAAGGAGACAUACAGAAGAAUGAUUACUUAGGAAAAAUGGGAUUUGUUAAACAUGCUUCUGGUUCAGCAGCUACAUCGGAACAACCGGACAUCCGGUUCCAAGACAAUAGAAAUUCCAUGGACGACGAUGAAGCUCUUCGUUGUCUUCAACAAUUAUACGCAGAGCGUAUCUAUUCGCGCAACAAUGACGCACAUCCCCCUUUUAUGACGAAUAACGGAAAUGCCAUUAUGGCGCGCAAUCGUGAUUUAAUCGAACAAUACGUUCACGAAUUAUUACCUAAUAAACAAUUCAAAGAUACGGAUUCCGAAAACGAUGAGGAGUUCUUGGAUACUACUGGCAGUAUGCCACCUACUUCGUCUUCCAGAAGAGGCUCCAUUACUUCCACUGGUACUGCAGGAUCGGCAGCUACUGGAAAAUCCGGUAAAUCCGACGCACCUCAUUGCGUAAUAAGUUAAUCGAAGUCUUCCAGAAUAUAAGACGUCAAUUUAUCAUUUAUCUUUAACAGUUGACUCACCUUAUCUAUGCGAAUUAAAAAGAAAUAACAUUUUUAUUUAGUAUCAUGUUAAAGAAUUUACAGUUAAUACAAUAUAUACGUAUUAUUGUGCUCAAGAAAAAUCCUUUUUUUUCGGAUACUUUCUUAUCUCGUGCAAUUACAAUUAUCGUAUAAUAACGAUAUCACGUGAUAAUUAUUUAAUACUAUAUCAUAUAUCAUACAAUUUAUAUUACUUACCAGGGACAUGGUAUAACGGGAAUCUGUGCCUUUUUUUGUUAUUACUAUAUUUAGCCAUAAAAUAAUUAUAAUUUUCUAGAGAGCGACUCAAAUUAAGUGCCUUAUAAAUGCAAUUUAUCAAUUGUACUACGUUGCAAUGUACACGUCAAUGUGCCAAUACGAGAAUAAUAAAGCUUCCAUAUAUCCUUAUA
Molecule: messenger RNA, 5083 nt
Organism: Cephus cinctus (wheat stem sawfly)
Lineage: Eukaryota; Metazoa; Arthropoda; Insecta; Hymenoptera; Cephidae
Exons: 7
Coding region: 1234-4617 (1127 amino acids)
Source: RefSeq, a predicted model, not a curated record